Molecule: messenger RNA, 789 nt
Organism: Vitis riparia (riverbank grape)
Lineage: Eukaryota; Viridiplantae; Streptophyta; Magnoliopsida; Vitales; Vitaceae
Product: tetraspanin-8-like
Exons: 2
Coding region: 1-789 (262 amino acids)
Biological process (GO): auxin-activated signaling pathway
Cellular component (GO): plasmodesma; plasma membrane
Source: RefSeq, a predicted model, not a curated record
AUGUCAGCCAGCCGUGGCUGCCUCAUCUUCACCAACCUUCUGACCUUCUUAGCCUCAAUAAUUAUCGUGGCUUCGGCAUUGCUAAUACGAUUUUAUGGACAGACAAAGUGCAGUGGCUACGUCCAAGGACCAAUCUUGGUGAUUGGUAUCGUUUUAUUUGUGGUGUCCCUGAUAGGGAUGAUUGGUUCGUGUUGUCGCCUCACGUCCGUGCUCUGCGUAUAUCUGUGUGUGAUGUUAUUUGUGGUGAUUGGGCUCUUGUCCUUCACCCUAGUGGCAAUCGCAGUGCUGCCCAUGAGUAACCAAAAGGACGCAUCGAGUGAAGGGCUGUCUCCCCUCCAAGAGCACUCAUAUUUGUUAAGGAAUAAUCUGAUUGAUGAACAUCAGUGGGUUGGUAUCAAAAGCUGUCUUUCUGAGACCAAAAUUUGUUCAGGAUCAGAAAUGGCCUGGACCAGGUCCAAAGCACUCUCACCCGUUAAGGUGGGUUGCUGCCGUCCCCCUUCCUAUUGCGGUUAUGACUUAAUGAACAGCACCUUUUGGCCGGUUGUGAGAACAAGCAUGCAUAAUUCUGAAUUCAAUGAUUGUCGGACAUGGAAAAAUGAACCCAAUGUGAUGUGCUAUGAUUGCGAUUCAUGCAAAGCGGGGUUUCUUGCGAGGAUAAGGAAUGACUGGAUGAAGAUAACCACCGUCAUCAACUUUCUCAUUGCUUACCUCAUAAUCAACUUCUUGAUCGGUUGUUGUGCCUUCAGAAGUAGUGUAGUUGCUGACCAGAGAUACAGAGAUUACAGUUGA